Haliaeetus leucocephalus (bald eagle) is the source of this 2012-nucleotide messenger RNA. RefSeq names its product cleavage and polyadenylation specific factor 4, 30kDa (gene CPSF4). Gene Ontology annotation, molecular function: zinc ion binding; RNA binding. Bases 197 to 928 code for a protein of 243 amino acids. The transcript has 8 exons. The record is from RefSeq and is a predicted model, not a curated record. NCBI's taxonomy places the organism in Eukaryota, Metazoa, Chordata, Aves, Accipitriformes, Accipitridae.
GCGGCGCGGGGCGGCGAGGUGCUGCCGCCGCCGCCUCCUCCCCUCACCUCAGGCGCUGCCGGCGAGGAGCGGAGCGGGCCGGGCCGGGCCAGCCCGGGCCCGGCCGCCCGCUGCCACCACCGCUACCACCGCCACCAUCACCACCGCCACCAUACCUCCCCUUCCUUCCCGCUGCCGCCGCCCCCCAGCCGCCACCAUGCAGGAGCUCAUCGCCAGCGUGGACCACAUCAAGUUCGACCUGGAACUGGCCGUGGAGCAGCAGCUGGGGGCGCAGCCGUUGCCCUUUCCCGGCAUGGACAAAUCAGGCGCAGCUGUCUGUGAAUUUUUUUUAAAAGCAGCCUGUGGAAAAGGAGGCAUGUGCCCAUUCCGACACAUCAGCGGGGAAAAGACAGUUGUUUGCAAACACUGGCUACGAGGACUGUGCAAAAAGGGAGACCAGUGCGAGUUUCUGCACGAGUAUGACAUGACCAAGAUGCCUGAGUGUUACUUCUACUCCAAAUUUGGGGAAUGCAGUAACAAAGAAUGUCCAUUCUUGCACAUUGACCCGGAGUCUAAGAUCAAAGACUGUCCCUGGUAUGACAGAGGCUUCUGUAAACAUGGUCCCCUCUGCAGACACCGACACACUCGAAGAGUAAUUUGUGUGAAUUACCUAGUAGGAUUCUGUCCAGAGGGGCCUACCUGUAAAUUCAUGCACCCUCGGUUUGAACUGCCAAUGGGAACCACAGAGCAACCACCACUGCCUCAACCGACACAAACACAGCAAAAGAGGACACCCCAAGUCAUUGGAGUCAUGCAGUCUCAAAAUAACAACACUGGGAACAGAGGACCCCGGCCGUUGGAGCAGGUCACCUGCUACAAGUGUGGUGAAAAAGGUCAUUAUGCCAACAGAUGCACCAAAGGACAUCUGGCCUUUCUCAGUGGACAGUGAAAGAGCAAAACGAAGAGUGCAAGGGAGCUAUUAACACUGAGAAAAGGUUUCUGCCUAGCACUAUGUCUUGAACUAUUAAUCAGGUUGUUUUUUAAUGCCAUUACUGAAAGAACUGGUCAGAGGCUGGCUGCUGCUAAGCAACGUUUUUGUAAUUGUCCACAACUUUUUUUUAGGUUUUAACCUUUUUAAAAUUUUGGCCUCCGCCUGUUUUCAUUGAGCCCUUGUGAAAGGUAGAUCUAAAAGCCAAUAGAUGCACAAACCCCUCACCGGUGCAGCAGUCUACGUAAACGCAUCUUACGCCAGUGUUUCUUUAAAGUGUUUUCCUUCUGCCACUUCUCUUUGGAGAACCUGCAGCGUUUCAGCCCUCCCUGUGGAAGCAGGAAGACUGACUGGGAAAGCUAAUGCUUGAAAUGCCUUCCCUUCAGUGAGGAAGCAGGGAUUCUGCUGUCCUGUAGUUCUUAAAAACGGAAGUUGUGUUCCCAGGUCCAGCCUGUUGUAGUCGAUAAGCUUGUCCUGGUGGCUGACUUAACACAUCAUGUACAUCAGGCUGUAAAACUCUCGUCCACUUGCUUUGUUUCUGUGCUUCUUGCUAUACUGAAGGUUAGAAAUUAAUUUUCUGGGUGAGAACCGAUCAAGGGGAGAAUAAAUUGGCAUCUCUGUGGUUAGCCAAACAAUAGGAACAACGAUUGUAGGAAAGCCGCAUCUGUGCUCAUUUUCCAUUUGCAAAAAGCAAGGAGGGAAAUGAACACGGCUUGAAGAGUAGGAAUAGAAGAGCCUUGUCUCAGCCCCCCCAUCGUCCAGCUCACACUGAGCAGGUAUUUCCAUAGCCUAGAGAAGACCAAGAAGUGGAGAUGUGUAUUCUUAGAGAAUACUGCUUUUAAAAGUGGUAGAGCAUUCUUCUGAGAGCAAUUUUUCCAAGCCAAAACCCAUUCAUUUUGUGAGAAGACUAUUUCAAAAGGGCCAAUGAUAAAAUGUGAAUUAAAAAAAAAAAGUGAACUUACAAUGUGAGCCUUAUUGAUUCUAACCCAUCUUUCAUGUGCUGACUGCCUUUAUACUUUGUUUUUAUUGAAAUGUACUGAUGGAA